AUGGGUUCGGCAUCCUCAUCGGCGAGGUCCGCCCACCGGAACCGAUCCGGCGCAGCGGAGAGGGGGACGACCGGGGCGGACGAGGCAGGCGCGAGGGGCGACGGCGAGGAGGGGGCUGGCGCGAGCACCGGCACGGGACAGGGGACGGCGACGGCGGAGGCGGCGUCUGGCGAUGGCGGGGGCGGGUCGCCCGAGCUCACGGUCGCAGGAGCGCACUCCAUUUCACCCCACUUCAGCCGUCGGCAGACGGGCGGGCAGGCUGCAGAACAGGAAGAGCAACACGAGCUCUGUCAACGCCAUGGAUGCCAUGCUGCUCGAGGGGGCCGUCUUGUCUGCGCCCUUAAUGAGAUGUACUCGAUGCCCAAUGGGGAGCAGGAGCAAGAUCCAGAGGGGGAGGCGAGUGGAGGCGAGAGCGGCGAGUGGCACUCUGACGGAGAGGAGGAUGAGGAGAGUGACGACCCGAGUGAUGAAGAAGAGGUCGACUCACCUCCCCAUAUGGAAAGGCGAUCCAAGCACACUCAUGACCCGGCAAGCAUCCGCGGCAAAGCGACCGCACAGACCGGGCAGUCGUCAAAGCGCCCUCGGACGUCUUCUCCAGCGCCGACUGAGAAGGCGCCGAAGCAAUCAAAAGCUGCGCCGUCAAAACCGCAGAAAGCCUUGCCCAAGAUCAAAGUAACCAUUCCCACUGUUUCCGGUGCUGCUACCUCCGAGACUUCCGCUUACAGGAAUGAAGAUGAAGAAAUGGAAGAUGCAGUCACCUCCAAUCCGGCUCCUCCCACUGUCAUUGAUCUUCUAGAUGAUGACGAGGAUGUGCCACUUAGGCCCCAGGGAGAAGAAACAGGAAGGCAGAACCUGAACCAAGCUCUGGUGAAAAAGGAUGAAGACCUUGCAGUCACACAGAAAAUAGCUGAUGAGAAAACUGCACUCGCUGAACAGAAGAUAGCUUCAGUUGAAUUUUGCCAGAACUUCGAAGAAGAGACUGGACGAGUUGAGACAAGCUUGGACCCCAUCCAUUCUCCAGUGAAGGACGAAGCUGCCAUGAACGAAUUCCAGAACAUGAUCUCUAACAUCCUGGCGGUUGACCGGUCGCCUGAGGACGCGCCGAGUGACGCCGAGCGCCGCUACUCGGAAGAGCGUGACAACGACGACGACAAAGAGGAGAGCAACGAGGACGAGAGCUCUGAGGAUGGGGAGGUGGCUCAGUCUUCUCCGUCUUACGAGGCCCCCAAGGAACCCCGCACGAAGGCACAACAUGAACCGAGUGGCAAGGCGGGCGGGGCUCCGCAGACGACUCGCAGCUCCAAGCGUGCUCGCGCCGAAGCCGAGUGCUCAGCUGAGAAGCAGCCCAAGCUGCCCAAGAAGAUCUCCGCUAAGCCCCGGAAGGUUGCGGUGCCCCGGAUCAAGGUGGCAGUGCCUGCGACUUCGGCAUGA
Messenger RNA from Aegilops tauschii subsp. strangulata, 1431 nucleotides. The record is from RefSeq and is a predicted model, not a curated record. Lineage: Eukaryota; Viridiplantae; Streptophyta; Magnoliopsida; Poales; Poaceae.